UCUUUCAGACAGACUGUUUUAUGAUAGGAAGAGAUUUUUAUUUAUAAUUUAUUUAAAUUAAAAAAUAAAGACAGUUAUACGUUACAAAGAAUAAGUAUAUUAUCUGUAAUUGUACAUGUGAAUCAUUCGAUGCUUUAUGAACAACUUUUUAAUGUUUGCAGUCAGCUUGAGGCUAAUCAGGCAGAUUGUGUCGAAGUUGAGUUUCCUGUAGUAAAAUUUAUAGAUCCAACAAAAGUACAUUCUAUCUGAAGUAAUUACUGGGUUUGGCGGACAACAAGUGCUAUAAUGGUUGAACCAGAAAAGCCUUUUGCGUGCACCAUACCAGAUUGUGGUAUGACAUUUACUAAUGAAGAUCACCUAACAGUGCAUACGAAGAAACACGACAUGUAUCUACAACUUGGAUUGGAGCAAAAAGCGGCAUUUGUUGCUGACCAGACUCCCACACCGACACGUUUUAUAAGGAACUGCGAGGAGGUCGGCUUGUUCCAAGACCUGCAGAAUGUGAACCCCUUCGAAGAAGGUUUCAAAAGGGCAAUGGAGACAUGCAAGCAUGGUCUUUUGCUGGAGAAUGCUGUAUCUACAUCCACAUCUGAUGACCUCCAUACUCCUCAAAUGGUAUUCCCAACACUUGACGCCGGAGAUGCCACACUUUAUACAAGCAACAAUAAAAAAAAUAUCACAAUAAGCAGAUCAUCGAGCGAUGAAUCAGGAACAAUAAAAGAGUAUGAAACGACUACCAUAUCUAAAUUGACCAAUCAGGUGACGACUAUCAGUCGCAUCGUUAACAAACUAGACACUGUUGAGAAAUCAGAAGAAUCACAGAAAGGCGACGAUCACGUUAGACACAAAGACGUACAUAAUGAAAGAUCUGUGUCAUACACAAAUAAUAUCAUAAAGAUACAAAACAACAUAGAAAUUAGGAAAGACAAUCUUGUCAAUGUCGAAACUACUAAAAGCAUGCCUUCAAAUAGAAUUACAUAUGAUACUAUAACGAAAGAAACAAGUGGUGUACCAACGAAAGACGUCUUAUUAACAGACAGUAACAAAACACACGAAAAUAACAAAUUGCCUCCGAUUAUGAGUCAGAAAUCUUUAGAUUUCGUCGUUGACAGUCUCACUUCGGAAAUAUGUCAGAAUCAUAAUGGCAAACCUGUUGUUAAGAUGAGAAAUAGAAGAACGAACAAGAUUUUACCUAAAGCAACACUGGCUACUAAUGUUCCAAUGAUAGGCAUGUCAAAAAAUGAUAGUGUUAAAAAUGACGCAACUAAAGUUAAAUUAGAAAGUAAAUGUAACGAUGAUUACGAAGUUACAAUCAAACUGCCGAACGGUAAACGGGUAAGAAUGAAAGCGGUAGAUGAAUCAACGAGCUCUGAUAAAGUAAAAAAAGAGAGUGACGCAAAAGAAAAAUUGAAAAAUGCAAUAAACAAUAAAGUGACACAUAAGAAUUUACAAAGACUGCAUAGUAUUACGGCGCCAAUACAAAGCAUAGUGCCUAUAGCUGCUGGUACUUUAAUACCUGUUACUAUAAUCAAUCCCACCGCAUUAGCUGUACCUAAAAUACCUAUACCGCCGUUUAAUCCAUUCGCCAAACCAAGUCAAGAGUUUAAGAAAACUGUUAAGAGAAAAAUUGUUGGUAAUAAAGUGACUGAUAAUGGUGAGAAGAAUCCCGAUGAUGGUAAAAUAGGCUCUAAAGAUGAUGAUUGCGCAUUUAUUGAACAGCCACAGAAGAAGAGUAAAGAGAAUAUGGACAGCCGAGUGGCUGCUUCGAGACGAUAUAGAGUUCGACUAAGAGAGACCAUGAAGAGGCAAGUAAACGAAAUAAAACAACUCAGGGAAGCGAACCAAAGACUGGCCACUGACAAAGCCGUGCUUCAGGUACUCAUCACUGAGCACAUGAAGACCUGCCCCAACGCCGACGAUUUUAGUGAGCUCAUUUUUUUUAUACAGCGUGUUUGGUAAUACCUGUAUAAUCUCGAUUAUGGCACAUACGGUAUGAUGAACAGAACCCAGAAAAAUGAUCACUAAGUCUGAAACCCAGCACAUGACCUAGAUAUUUAGCCUUUUUCUUCGAAGUAAAACUGUACACUGACAGCCCUAAAAACAGCUGUAUUUGGUCAUCGACUCCAUGUGCCGAACUAGUUUAAAAAAUAACAGAAUUUAAAUAAAUCUAAAGAUAAAUGCCUAGAAUAAAUAUGCAUCCGAGAGUAAUUUGUUAUUUCAAAAACAAAGAAAUAGUUAGUAGUAAAUGACUUUUAACCAUAAAAGAACACCAAUCUUGUGAUUAACGGUGUUUCACAAACUAUUAUUAAGAAAACUUCUCUAAUAAUACAGUC
Diatraea saccharalis (sugarcane borer) is the source of this 2333-nucleotide messenger RNA. The record is from the annotation of a GenBank genome assembly. Lineage: Eukaryota; Metazoa; Arthropoda; Insecta; Lepidoptera; Crambidae.